UUGUUCUACAUUAUCUAGUAGUAUCUACUGCUUCCUACGUCGUCGUUUUGGUUCACCUCCAAUCCAAAUUCUAGGGCUGAGGGUUGCGUUUCUCUUCCAUGAUUGAUGAUACUACUAGUCAAUCCAACAAAACUUUUCUAAACCAAGGUGUUGAAUUUAUGGUCUAUUUUCAUACCCGGAUCCGAUUACCCACUGGGUGGAACCCGUUUUAUCCCGUCCUUAACAGCCCUUUACACGACCUGAAACCUAAGCUUUCUCAAACCCUAAAAAUGGUGGCGACUGUGGCCAAUUUCAAGAGACCCGUUUGCCCGUCAUGUUCCAAACCCGCCCGGAUCUGCCUCUGCAGUCGGAUCCGGACUCCAGGUCUUGAGAAUUCGGUGAGGGUGACCAUCCUUCAGCAUAGUUUUGAGACAAAGCACCCACUGAAUUCUGCUAGGAUUGCUAGGCUAGGCCUCAAGAAUCUUACUGUAGCAACGGUUUCCGAUGUUCAUUUUGAAUCCCGGUUUGUUAUUUGGUUGCAGGAAUCAAAUACUGAAAUGGGUUUGGCUCAAAAUGGUUUAGAUGGUUUGGAUUUUGAUCAAGCUGUGGAAAAUGGGGAAACCCAGAAGCUGGUUUUUGAGCAUAGUGAUGGGGUCGGUUCAGGGAGAGAAAAUAUGGGAACUUUGGAACUUGGGCUGUUUGCUAAGUGCCCAAGUGAGAAAAAUACUAACUUGGUUAACACUAGUGGCAAGCAAAGUACACAGAUCCAUGAGGAAAGUGUUCAUUUUGUACCAAAAUCAUGGUUAUCUGUGAGUGAUGUAGAGCCAGAAGAUGGAUUAUCUGUUGAAGAUUGCAUUCCUGAAAAGGGUAUGUUUGCUUUAGAGAGCCCACGUGAAAAUAGAGACUUAGUUAGACAACCUAAUACACGCAUGGUUUCAGCUGCUGCUUCAACAUUGAAUGAUGCCAGUGAGAGUGAACUUUCUCAGUUCGAAGUUGAUCCAGUUGGAGCUGUCCGAGGAAGUCAUGAAGCGCCGGUUGUUACUGCAACCAUUGGAAAAUAUGGUGUCAUUAGCUCUCUUUGUCAUAUUUGGAUGGCAGAAGCAGAAUCCCAUUUGCAGAAGCCAAAAUUUGAUAAGAUUCUAGCUUCUCCUUCAGCUCGUGAAGCUCUGGGAAAAGGGUUUUCUGUAAAAAAGUUGCAAAGGCGGCAGAUGAGUGAGAGCAUGGAGUUGGAAGAAGAGUAUGAAGAGUUCGAACUUGGGAUUCCUCCCGGAUCAGUACUUCUAUUUCCAUCUGAUUGUGCGAUUGGUGUUGAUGGGCUUGAUGCUCUUGGUUUUAAGGUGACAAAUUUGAUUGUCUUGGAUGGUACGUGGGCAAAGGCAACGAGAAUGUAUAAUGAAAAUCCCUGGUUGAAGCUUUUGCCGCAUUUGAAGUUGGAUUUGAAGAAGAUGAGCUUGUUUAGUGAAGUGAGAUCGCAGCCAAAACCUGGAUGUUUGUCCACUAUAGAGAGCAUUGUCUAUGCCCUGAAGGCUCUAGGGGACGAACCCGAGGGGCUAGAUAAUCUCUUGGAUGUUUUCGAGUCUAUGGUUGAAGACCAGAGGCGCUGUAAAGAUGAAAGGUUGAGCAAAGUCUCUUCAGUUUGAGCAAAGUCAUGCUUAUAUUAGGUUCAUUUAUACAGUUUUAACAGCAUCUUGUAUACCAGUGAAAGUAAAAUUGAAGUAUAUAUCAUAGCCUACCUGUGAUUGACCAUAGCUUUUGAUAAUUCUUGAAAUUUGGGAUAUUGUUUUUGAUGAAUUUCUUGUAGAACUCGUUUCUGGUUUAUUGAUGGAAACCCACAAAGACAAUGGUGAAAUUGAUAUAAAAUAUGCUCCACUGAGUGCGGGAGAUAAAAACUACAUGACAAUUGUUUGAUGAAUAUACUCAAUGACCUCUCCUAUUCUCACUCAACUCUACUUAUAGAAGGAUCACACAAUCAUUUAUUCUGGUACCUAACAGAAUUACAAGAUAACAAAAGAAAACUGCAAAUGCCACUCAACUAACUUUUAUGAGUUUGCCAUCGAGCAGCACGGUGGAGAGGCACUGGAUAUCGUCUCCGCUCAUCCUUCUGCCACCACGCAUGAGCCUCACGUACUGCCUUGUCGCUGCCCCCUCGCCUCUAAUGUUACUGGUUUUUGAAUUUUAGUUUCUGUUAUGUUGUUUGUUUUUCUGUUGUUGGUACUUUGUUUUGUAGGUUAUAGUCUCUCUAUCCCGCUAUGGUUUUAUUUUAUUGCGGAGACUUUUGUAACUGAAGUUCAUUCCUCCUCUUCGACAACUUUUAAUCGGAAAACGACAAUGUCUCUCUUUCAACAGCUUCUUCUUGGUGGUGGUUGUUGCUUUCAAGCAAGUUGGCUUCUUGGUCUGCUUCAGAAACCGUAUUGUGCAACUUUUCUUUAGUUUGUCUAAGAUAC
This is a messenger RNA of Corylus avellana, 2423 nucleotides long. Its product is annotated as DTW domain-containing protein. The record is from RefSeq and is a predicted model, not a curated record. NCBI's taxonomy places the organism in Eukaryota, Viridiplantae, Streptophyta, Magnoliopsida, Fagales, Betulaceae.